AUGACAUUUGGAGAAGAACCGGUAGAUGAGACGUGGCAGACUGCUCAAGAGAGGAAAAACUUAGUUGUGGGGUUUUUGAGCAACGAGCUCAGCGAGUCUUCAAUCAAGAGGCACCAAACUAAAGUUGACCUUCUUCAUAAACGUGCAUUUUAUAUUGAGAUUUUCCCCUAUCUCCUGCCAGUUGGGGAUCAAAAUCACCUUUUGAUGCCCAUAUCCGUUUUACAACACAUAGACCCACUUAGAUUCCGACGUGUAAAGGAGCUUGGGAAUUCACAGGCCAAGAUUCUGUUGAUCCUAUUGACAGAGUAUUUGGAGCAGCUACAGAAAGGACGUAGUUUUCUUCUCGAGGUAAUGAAGUCCUAUGAUGUCAAUAGCUACUUAUCCAAAUGGGAAGAGGUCACUGAGAAGUUGACAGAGCUAACUAGCCUCUUGGACAGCUUCCUGUCCUUGCAAACACCCUGCCGGCUGCAUGUUAAGCAUCUCCUUGUGCCACAUUAUGGACCAACCAAGAUUCCAUCCGUCCAGGUGAUUUUAAAGAGUAAAGCCCCAGUGGUAUUCGACCGCUUUGAGUCAGUAGCUUAUGAGAAUUGGGCAUUUUUGAAAUGGCACGCCUUGACAAAGCAGAGUACAGCAGAAAAGUAUGAGUUGCGUUUUAAGUUGCUGGAGAAACGGACACAGCAAGAGAGGGCCCACACAGCCUUGAUCUCUGUCACCACCAAUUUUUUUGAAAUCCAUCAACUUCUCCCCGAUCGAUUCUAUGAGUUCUCUGUCCACUGGGCCAAGACUCCCACGCUAGUAUAUGAGGCAUGGCAUGACUCGAUCACACUACGGACAAGUGUGUCCCAUAAAACAACUCGCAGAGAGUGA
Messenger RNA from Pelobates cultripes (western spadefoot toad), 867 nucleotides. The record is from the annotation of a GenBank genome assembly. NCBI's taxonomy places the organism in Eukaryota, Metazoa, Chordata, Amphibia, Anura, Pelobatidae.